Messenger RNA from Spodoptera litura, 1005 nucleotides. Its product is annotated as chymotrypsin-1-like. The record is from RefSeq and is a predicted model, not a curated record. Gene Ontology annotation, molecular function: serine-type endopeptidase activity. NCBI's taxonomy places the organism in Eukaryota, Metazoa, Arthropoda, Insecta, Lepidoptera, Noctuidae. Gene Ontology annotation, biological process: proteolysis.
UCAAUAGAAAAUAUUAUUUGGUUUACGUCUCAAACACGUAUUGGGCGUUGCGAAACAUGGACUACAAAGCGGGACUUUUGGUGUUCAUCACCCUCCUGAUUGGAAGCUUGGCCUUCCCAACACCUGAAGAUGCCCUCUUCGAAGAAAAUGAAUUGUCUAUCUUUUUCGAUCAAACCGACGUCAAUGCUCGUGUUGUCGGUGGUACCCAGUCAGCAAGUGGUGGCCAUCCUCACAUGGUAGCAAUGACCUCUGGAGCAAUUGUGAGGAGUUUUCACUGCGGAGCCUCUUUGAUCACCCAGCGCACUGUCCUCACUGCUGCUCACUGCAUUGAUGCUGUAUUUAGGGAUGGCGCUCUCGUUAGCACAUUUCGGCUAAAUAUUGGCUCCAAUCUCUGGAACGGCGGAACCGACUACGUUGUGGCUCGCAAUGUCACCCAUCCGAACUGGUACAGGCCAACAAUUAAGGAAGACAUCGGUGUUCUCAUCACCGCCAUCAACGUAGCUCUUAGCAACCUGGUGCAACCAGUACCUCUCACUUAUGACUACAUUGGUGGAGAAGUUCCAUCUAUAGUUGCUGGUUGGGGCAGAGUCAGGGCUGGUGGUGCUAUUUCUCAUCAAUUGCUGGAACUCAGAACCAGGACUUUAGACGGUGCAGACUGCAUGAUCCACGCCGCUCGUGCUGCUAUUGCGCUGAAUAGUUUAAACUCUCCUCCUGUUGAUCCUCGAUGCGAAGUCUGUGCCUAUCAUUCAACUGGAUUUGGUGUUUGCAAUGGUGACUCUGGCAGUGCUCUGCGUCGCGCUCUUGAUGGUCAUCAGUUCGGUAUCGUCUCCUGGGGUUUCCCAUGUGCUCUUGGUGCUCCUGACAUGUACGUCAGGGUCAGUUACUACCAGAAUUGGUUGAGAUCCGUCAUCGUGUAGGAAGAGAACUUUGAACUGAUCGAUAGACCAAUGUGGUUGACUGUAAAUACCUGUUGACUAUUUAUAAAAUAAUAUUUAUUUUUCAAUA